AUGGCUGGCACUACGCUAGCAAUGCGCUCAAUGGUUUCCCCGGCCCUCAUGCAGUCUAUGACGCGCCGGUCGGUCGCGACCUCGACGCAGACUCUCCGCGCAAAGCCUCUCCGCUUCCAGACUAUCUCGCGUGUCGCUCGUCGCGGCUACGCCGAUGUUGCCCCGACUCCCUCACCUGUCCCCAAGCCUAAGAAGCGUUUCCGUGCUCUUCGCUGGGCCUGGCGAUUGACCUGGAUGGGCAGUGCCGGCCUCCUCGGAGUCCUAGCUUACAGUAUCUACGAGCUCCGCCACCCCGAAGAGCAGAUCGAGCCUUCCCCGGACAAGAAGACCCUUGUUGUUCUCGGUACUGGCUGGGGUGCUGUCUCCCUGCUCAAGAAGCUUGACACUGAGAACUACAAUGUCAUCGUCGUCUCCCCUCGUAACUACUUCCUGUUCACUCCCCUGCUGCCCUCAUGUACUACCGGUUUGAUCGAGCAUCGCUCAAUCAUGGAGCCUAUCCGUAACGUCCUCCGCCAGAAAAAGGCUACCGUCAAGUUCUACGAAGCCGAAGCUACCAAGAUCGACUACGAGCGACGUGUUGUUCACAUCAGUGACGACUCGGAGGUCAAGGGUGAUAUCACAAACACCGAGGUUCCUUUCGACAUGCUUGUCAUCGGCGUCGGUGCCGAGAACGCUACUUUUGGUAUCCCCGGUGUUCGCGAGAACUCUUGCUUCCUUAAAGAAGUCGCUGACGCUCAGAACAUCCGUAAGCGUAUUAUGGACUGUGUUGAGACCGCCAUCUUCAAGGAUCAAUCCCCCGAGGAGAUCAAGCGCCUGUUGCACAUGGUUGUCGUGGGUGGUGGCCCUACCGGUGUUGAGUUUGCUGGUGAACUGCAGGACUUCUUCAACGAUGACUUGAAGAAGUGGGUUCCCGAAAUUACCGACAACUUCCACGUCACCCUCGUCGAGGCCCUUCCUAACGUUCUGCCUAUGUUCUCCAAGCAACUGAUUGACUACACCGAAUCGACCUUCAAGGAGGAGGAGAUCACCAUCCGCACCAAGACCAUGGUCAAGGCUGUUACCGACAAGUACAUCGAGGCCGAGAGCACCAACCCCGACGGCUCCAAGAAGCUCGAGCAAAUCCCCUACGGUCUUCUCGUCUGGGCUACCGGUAACGCCGUCCGCCCCGUUGUUCGCGACCUUAUGAACCAGAUCCCCGCCCAGAAGGACUCCCGCCGCGGUCUCGCCGUGAACGAGUACCUGGUUGUCAAUGGAACGGAGAACAUCUGGGCCGUCGGCGACUGCGCCAUUACCAACUACGCCCCCACUGCCCAGGUUGCUGGUCAGGAGGGUGCUUUCCUGGCUCGUCUCUUCAACACGAUGGGUAAGAGCGAGGCCAUCGAGAAGGAGCUGCAGAUUCUGUCGGCCAAGCAGUCUGAGACUAAGUCCGACGAGGAGCGCAACCAGGUAUUCGAUGAGAUCCGUGAGCGCCAGAAGCAGCUGCGGAGACAUAAACAGAUCGGACCCUUCCAGUAUUCCCACCAAGGUAGUCUGGCGUACAUUGGCAAGGAGCGCGCUGUUGCCGAUAUCAGCUGGCUGAGCGGCAACAUUGCCAGCGGUGGUACUCUGACCUACCUUUUCUGGCGCAGUGCCUACCUUAGCAUGUGCUUCAGCUCUCGCAACCGUGUUCUUGUCGCCAUGGACUGGGUUAAGGCCCGUCUCUUCGGCCGUGACGUGUCCCGAGAGUAA
Messenger RNA from Penicillium taxi, 1728 nucleotides. RefSeq lists its product as uncharacterized. Gene Ontology annotation, molecular function: NADH dehydrogenase activity. The record is from RefSeq and is a predicted model, not a curated record. The transcript is spliced from 3 exons. NCBI's taxonomy places the organism in Eukaryota, Fungi, Ascomycota, Eurotiomycetes, Eurotiales, Aspergillaceae. Bases 1 to 1728 code for a protein of 575 amino acids.